Messenger RNA from Cajanus cajan (pigeon pea), 933 nucleotides. RefSeq lists its product as uncharacterized. Gene Ontology annotation, cellular component: ribosome. NCBI's taxonomy places the organism in Eukaryota, Viridiplantae, Streptophyta, Magnoliopsida, Fabales, Fabaceae. Gene Ontology annotation, biological process: translation. Gene Ontology annotation, molecular function: structural constituent of ribosome; small ribosomal subunit rRNA binding. The record is from RefSeq and is a predicted model, not a curated record.
ACUUUGGCCCAUUGAGUUUAUCGGAAACAAAACAACUUGAAAAACGAGGUCGUUUGUUACCCUACUUUCUGUUAAAGACACACUUCUCUACAUCGCCUUCGUCAUAGUGAAGCUUCCACUCCAUAGCCGCUACUGAAGAUAGAUAGUUAGCUGUCUUGGCUGAAUCUGUGCAGGAGGAAUAAGAUGCCUCCUUACGAUUGUAUGUUUCUGUUUAAGCCGCAUAUAAAGAAGGAAGCCAUAAUGGAUUUAGUUGUAAGGGUGGGAAAACAUGUGUACAGAAGAAAUGGGGUUGUCACUGGUAUUAAGAAUCUCGGAACUGUUCAGUUGGGCUAUGGUGUGAAAAAGCUAGAUGGCAGAUAUUAUGAGGGCGGGCUGAUGCAAAUGAGCAUGAUGGCUACUCCUGAAAUGAACAAAGAGUUACAUUACCUAAACAAGGAAGACCGGUUACUGCGUUGGCUUUUGGUUAAGCAACGCAACACAAAAUUUGGGUUCGACAUGCUCGGUGAUGAAGGUAGAUUUGAGCUGAGCAAAUUCUCCCAACUCAGUAGACGCGAUGAUGAAGACGAGGAUGAAGAUGAUGAGGAAUACGAAGUGAACCAAGAUGAAACAGUGAACUAAAAGAUAGCUGAGUAUUUUGUUAGUUUCCAUUAAGAGAUAAAAUCAUUUUGCAUUGUUCUCUUGGUGCCAAAUUUGUGCUUAUUUACAGAACUAGGUAACCAUCAAAUUAUGAUCAGUGGGCUUGAACAUGUUAUUUUGUAAACCCCAAGCUGUCUCUUGCUAUUCGACAAAAUACUAUCUUUGUAGCAUUGGUGAAAUAAUUGAUUUACAAAUGUGAUAAUCUUGCCCAGGAAUCUACGAGCAGUUGAGUUGAGCUCGUAGAAUAUAUUUCUUGCUCAAGUCAACAUCUUGAGGGAAGCAAUUGUUAAUGGAUCA